This is a messenger RNA of Emiliania huxleyi CCMP1516, 1101 nucleotides long. RefSeq lists its product as hypothetical. Bases 1 to 1101 code for a protein of 366 amino acids. The record is from RefSeq and is a predicted model, not a curated record. The transcript has a single exon. NCBI's taxonomy places the organism in Eukaryota, Haptophyta, Isochrysidales, Noelaerhabdaceae.
AUGCCAGACCUCACUGCCGCCGAGCUCAGCAUUCCGGCCGAGCAGCACCCCGAUCCCCGCUCAACAGUGGUAGGCUCUACCCUGCGCUUCAUUCCGUGGUCUGUGGUGGGCAAUCCGGCCUUCCUCAAUCUGCCCCCUCCUCCUCCGGGGAUGCAACCGUCAUGGGUCCAGAUUCCGCAGUGGGUCGCCAUCAGUGCGCUGCUCCCCUUCAGUGAGCCCGAGCCCGCUGUGGCCACCCACUUUGACAGGCUCAGCGUCUUGCGGCUGGCCGUAUUGGCCGCGGCUUGGCGCCGCAUCCUCGGUGCCUUGUCCGACCUCGGCGUCUUCAGCACGGUGCACGUGGAUGAGGAUGCGUUCCGUACGGUGUGCAUCCAGGCUCUGCACUCCCGCCAAAUCCCGGUGCCCGAGCUCUAUCUGCAGUGGGGCGAUUUGGGGUACUCUGAGGCGAUCGUACCCUUGGGACCAGCGCCAUCUGCAGAAGCAAAGGCCGUCGACUUCUUGCAGUACGCGACAGUCGGGGCUCUUUGCGACCCUACGGCCGACGUCCCGUUCGCAGCCCUGUCUGACAUGACCCGCUGCUUGGGGCCCGUCUUCACGGCGGCAGCGCGCGUCGAUCCCAUGGGGAGCGCCGUCGUGGGGGCUGCAUCGCUCGCCGCCGCCGCUGGUCACAUCACUCCGCGAGCGAGCGAUGGGCAUCCCGCCCUGCUUGCUCGGCAUGUGCUCAGCAUGCUGAAGACUACCCGCUCGAGUUUCCCGGCCUACCUGAGGACCAACUCUUUUCAGAACUACUCUGCGGAGGUUGAGACUCGCGCCGAGUAUGUGGGCGGGACCACCGUGGCGCGCGACCGAGUGGCCGAGCAGCGUUGCUCGCGCGCUAUUGCAGCCAAGGCGCCGACGCUCGACUCCCUGCUCCGUGCGCUGCCUCGGCCAACGCCCCCGUCGGUCGUUUAUGAAGCCUACCGGCAGCUCGUCUCGCUCUACUUUCCGACGGAUCGGCGCCCUAUGGACCUGCUCCUGACUGAUCUGGAUGCUCAGCUUCACGCGCGGCUACCCACGUUCUCGACGCGGCGGGGAUCGUCGUCAUCGACCCUUCGCAAGUGA